This is a messenger RNA of Lepus europaeus (European hare), 1388 nucleotides long. It is a transcript of the gene RASSF7, whose product is annotated as Ras association domain family member 7. Gene Ontology annotation, biological process: signal transduction. The record is from RefSeq and is a predicted model, not a curated record. NCBI's taxonomy places the organism in Eukaryota, Metazoa, Chordata, Mammalia, Lagomorpha, Leporidae. Bases 74 to 1129 code for a protein of 351 amino acids. The transcript is spliced from 6 exons.
GGCGGCAAGUGGCGGCGGCGCCGAAGCGCCCCAGCGCCGGAGUCGCGGAGGCCGGCGAGCGCCCAGGACAGGGAUGCUCUCGGGGCCGGUGGCCAUGGAGCUGAAAGUCUGGGUGGACGGCGUCCAGAGGGUGGUCUGUGGGGUCUCAGAGCAGACCACCUGCCAGGAAGUGGUCAUCGCACUAGCCCAGGCAAUAGGCCAGACGGGCCGCUUCGUGCUGGUCCAGCGACUCAGGGAGAAGGAGCGGCAGCUGCUGCCACAGGAGUGUCCAGUGGGCGCGCAGGCCACCUGUGGACAGUUUGCCAACGACGUGCAGUUUGUGUUAAGGCGGACAGGGCCCAGCCUGGCUGGGAGGCCCUCCUCAGACAGCUGUCCACCCCCAGAGCGAUGUUCAGUCCGUGCCAGCCUUCCCCCAAAGCCACGGGGGGCGCCCGGCUGUGAGCCCCGGAGAGCGCUGACCCUCAGCCCGCAGGGCCCCAGGCCGUCCCUCGGCCCCGCGGCCCCCACGCCAGAGUGCGGCACGGACCUGCAGGGCCUGGAGCUCAGGGUGCAGAGGAACGCCGAGGAGCUCGGCCAUAAGGCCUUCUGGGAACAGGAGCUGCGGCGGGAGCAGGCCCGGGAGCGGGAGGGCCAGGCCCGCCUGCAGGCCCUGAGUGCGGCCACCGCGGAGCACGCUGCCCGGCUGCAGGCUCUGGAUGCCCAGGCCCGCGCUCUGGAGGCCGAGCUGCAGCUGGUGGCAGAGGCCCCCGGGCCCCCCUCAGCCGCGGCAUCGGCCGCCGAGCGCCUGCGCCAGGACCUGGCGGCUCAGGAGCGGCACAGCGUGGAGGUGCAGGGCAGCUUGGCCCUGGUGCACCGGGCCCUGGAGGCCGCCGAGCACGCCCUGCAGGCCCAGGCCCAGGAGCUUGAGGAGCUGAACCGGGAGCUCCGGCAGUGCAACCUGCAGCAGUUCAUCCAGCAGACGGGGGCCGCGCUGCCACCCCCCCCGCGGCCAGAGGGGACCCCCCUCGGCACACAGGACCUUCCACCUCCAGCCACAGAGGAGUCCCUCCUGGGAGUCCCCCGGAGUCCUCUUCUGGUCCCCAGCCUGAGCCCUGAGGUGACCCCCCUGAGGCAGAACUCCUGGAGGUAGCAGGAGUGGCAUCUGCAGGCCACCCAGCCCCCGGCUCCGACGGUGGACGAGCAGACGAGCCACAGCUGCCUGGACCCGGCAGCAGGAGCGUGGGCACCCUCGGGUGGGGGUGCCGAGGAGGACCACCCUAACCCUUGCCAGGAGCAUGGGACACGGCCAGAACUCACGUGUGCGCGUGAGUACGUGGCGAGGAUGGCGUGUGCCACCCCCAGACUCCAACUUGAGAACCUCAAUAAACGGCCCGAGUGGCUUCACUGUG